AUGGAAGAAGAUUGGAAGCCAAAGUUAGGUAUGGUUUUUGAUAGCUUUGAGGAUGCUUGGAUGUUUUGGCUAAAUUAUGGUAAAAAAACUGGGUUUGGAGUGAGGAAACAAUAUACUCACAAAAAAGAUGAUGGCUCAAUUUCUUCUUGUCGGUUUGCUUGUUGCAAAGAAGGCUUACGAAAGGUAGACAAACGAGAUUACAAGAUAGUAAAUCCAAGACCGGAGACUAGAACAAAUUGUCAAGUAAAGAUGGGACUUAAGAAUAAGGAUGGAAAGUUUGUAGUGCAUGACUUUGUGGAGGUGCACAACCACAUUUUACAUUUGGAAGAAACGUCUCAUAUGUUGCCAUCUCAACGUAAAGUUUUAGAAGUUCAAAGCCAACAAAUUGAUUUGGCUGAUGAUGCCGGUCUGCAACAAAAGAAGUCGUUUGAUUUAAUGAGUAAACAAGUGGGAGGGAGAUCAAACUUGGGAUAUACUCGCCUUGAUCAAAAGAACUAUCUCCGAAAAAGAAGGCAACGUAGUUUGGUACAAGGGGAAGCUGGUUAUCUAUUGCAAUACUUCCAGAGAAAGUCAGUUGAAAAUUCACUUUUCUACCAUGCUUAUCAAUUAGAUAAUGAAGAUCAAAUUACCAAUGUGUUUUGGGCAGAUGCAAUGAUGCUAAUUGAUUAUGAGUAUUUUGGUGACGUGAUUUCACUUGAUUCGACAUAUUGCACUAAUAAUUCGCAUAGACCACUAGCGGUGUUCUCAGGUUUUAAUCACCAUCGGAGUGUAGUGAUCUUUGGGGCAGCAUUACUGUAUGAUGAAACAACAGAGUCGUACGAGUGGCUUUUUGAGUCAUAUUUAGACGCACACAAGCAAAAAAUGCCCAAAGCAGUUUUUACUGAUCAAGAUCAGGCAAUGGCCAAAGCACUGUCUAUAGUCAUGCCUGAGGCUUACCAUGGCCUAUGUACAUGGCACUUGAUGCAAAAUGGUGUCAAGCACUUAGGAAAUCUUAUGAAGGGUGAAUCUCAUUUUCUCACCGACUUUAAGAAGUGCAUGUACGGAUAUCAUGAUGAAGAACAAUUUGAGGAAGCUUGGAGAACUCUUAUAGCAAAAUAUGAUGUUCAAGAAAAUGAUUGGUUGCAAAGAAUGUAUACUUUGAAGGAAAAAUGGGCAUGUUGUUUUAUGAAGAAGGCGUUCACGUUGGGAAUGCGAAGUACUCAACUUAGUGAAAGUGUGAAUGCAGGUAUAAAAGAUUUUACCAAUGUGGACUUGGAUAUUGUCAAGUUCUGUAAGCGUUUCGAGGAUGUCGUGGAAGAAAAGAGAUAUAAUGAAUUGAAGUGUGAAUAUGAAGCACGUCAAAAAAUUCCAAGACUCAAGAACCCAUAUUUUGUUAUUUUGAAACAAAUGUCCGAGCUUUAUACUCCCACUAUUUUUGAAUUAUUCCAACACGAGUAUGAGUUAUUUGAAGCAUGUUGUGUAAAAAGCACGGAUGGAAAAACAUCAUCCAUUGAUUUUGUUAUUGCCAAUGUAAGGGGUUCUAGAGAAUGGUGCGUCUCAGUUGAUUUGGAAAAGAAGUCAAUCUGUUGCUCUUGUCGUAAGUUUGAGUCAUCUGGCAUUUUAUGUUGUCAUUGCAUAAGAGUAUUUAUUCAUAUGGAUGUCAAAUCAGUGCCUGAGCAAUAUGUAUUGAAGAGGUGGACAAAGUUAGCUAGAAGUGGGGCAUUGCGUGAUGGUUCGACCAAUCAUGUAGAAGAUGUUCAAUUGUCUACAGCUAAAAGUUAUGCAGAGAUUUGUCCUCGCCUUGUGAGAAUAGCCACAGAAGCAUGUAGAAAUCCAGAAACAGUUGUGUUUCUUAACAAAGUUGUUGAUUUGUUGGAGAAGCAAAUACUAGAGUUUCAAAAGAAACAAGUGAAUACUACUGAAGUUGAUGUCUUACUUGGCAAAGUUAAAGAGAUUGGAAACAACAAUGAAGGUUCAACAGAAGUAAAGGGGUUCAAGAAAAAAGAAGGUAGAAAAGGUUCUAAACGUUUGAAAAGUUGGGUAGAGAACCAAAAAGGCAAAAGAAAGAAAAAUAGUGCUUCAAGUGCUUCACAAAGUCAACAACUUACCGCGACCAACAUAACUCAAGAACAUGAGGUUCCUAAUACAAGUGCAACAUGGCUCAACGGUCAUUACAAUCAACAAUCUGUGGAAAGGAUUAACAUUUUGGGUGCCUCAAGUGGUUCACAAAGUCUACAACCUAAAAUGACCAACAUAACUCGAGUGCAUGAGGUUCCCAAUAUAGGUGCAACAUGGAUCAAUGGUCACUACAAUCAACAAUCUAUGGGAGACAAUAGUACUUUGAGCCAAUUUGGUAUCAAUAGUUUUACAAGCUUAUUGAUGGCACAAGACAAUGAUGAUGACAUUACAACUUUAACCAACCCAUAA
Lotus japonicus is the source of this 2406-nucleotide messenger RNA. RefSeq names its product protein FAR-RED IMPAIRED RESPONSE 1-like. The transcript has 6 exons. Bases 1 to 2406 code for a protein of 801 amino acids. Gene Ontology annotation, biological process: regulation of DNA-templated transcription. The record is from RefSeq and is a predicted model, not a curated record. Gene Ontology annotation, molecular function: zinc ion binding. NCBI's taxonomy places the organism in Eukaryota, Viridiplantae, Streptophyta, Magnoliopsida, Fabales, Fabaceae.